GUUUGCAGCGUGUGUCUCGCUCCUUUCGCCUGCCAGUUCCGACAAUUCCAGACUCUCUGACUUUACGCCAGCCUUUUCCAGAAGAGACACAGAGAGAGAGAGAAAAGCAGGCGGCUGGAUAAAUAUAUUUAUGACAGAAGUAACUGGAGCAAGGGGCUCUCACAGACACAGCUGGGUUUAAAGAGCACUGCUAGGAAAGCAAGUUCUCGCUUGAGAAAGGAGUCUCUCUCGUUGGAUUUGAACAUUGUUUCCAGGGCGUUUACUAUGUCAACUGAGAAAGAACGGAUUUUCAGAGCACUUAAAAAUUUGGUGCAGAAUCCUGGAAAUGGGAUCUGCGCUGAUUGUCAACUACCAGAACCUGAAUGGGCCUCUACCACUCUGGGAAUCUUCAUUUGCCUAAAAUGUUCGGGGAUUCACCGGAACAUCCCUGAUGUGAGCAAGGUCAAAUCUCUCAUCCUGGAUCCUUGGAUUGAAUCUCAAAUUCAGUUUAUGGCCCAACAUGGUAACGCAGCUGCCCAGCAGAAGUAUGAAGCAUUUGUGCCGAUAUAUUACUACGUCCCGAACUACACCGACUGUCAGGUCCUGCGGGAGCAGUGGAUUCGAGCAAAGUAUGAACGCAAGGACUUCACCGAGCCAAAUAAACCAUUGGCCUAUGCUACAGGCUACAGAGAAGGGUUUCUAUGGAAACGUGGCCGAGAUAACGGGCAGUUCCUGAACAGGAAGUUUGUCCUGUCGGAGGCUGAUGGGAAUCUGAAAUAUUUCACCAAGCACGAUGCUAAAGAGCCCAAGGCCGUGAUUAAAGUGGACAAUAUCAAUGCAACCUUCCAACCAACCAAGAUUGGGAAUCCCAAUGGCCUUCAGAUCACCUACCUGAAAGACAACAGCACUCGGAAUAUUUUCGUCUACCAUGAAGAGGAAAAGGAGAUUGUAGAUUGGUUCAACGCGAUACGUGCUGUCCAGUUUCACUACUUGCAAGUGGCAUUUCCAGGGACCAGUGACCAUGAGCUGAAGCACAAACUGACGAGGAACUUCCUGAAGGAAGGCUACAUGGAGAAAACAGGACCGAAGCAAACCGAAGGUUUCAAGAAGCGAUGGUUUACUCUGGAUCAUCGACGCCUGAUGUACUACAAAGACCCUCUGGAUGCAUUUGCCAAGGGAGAGGUCUUCAUUGGCAGCAGUGAAAACGGGUACCUAGUCAAAGAGGGUCUGUGCCCUGGGGCCCAGAGCAGUCCAGGAUGGCAGUAUGGCAUCACCAUAGUAACACCAGACCGAGACUUCCUGUUCACAUGUGAAACGGAAAGCGAGCAGCAAGAAUGGAUAGCAGCAUUCAACAGCGUGAUCAAUCAACAGAUGUCACCUCAGGAAUAUACAGUGGAAGCCAACUUCAAACACAGACGAUAAAUCCCCAAACAUGCUGACCUCCAACCUUUAACUUCUGACCUCAGCUUCACAGACAAACACAACACAAAGCCAUCGCUAUGGUGCUGGAAGAUUAGAACCUCCCCAUUUUUUACUCCACUUCUUACCGAUGAGAGUGCGAGGCAUUUCCCCUGGGGCCUUGGCUUCAUGCGCUGCUGGCGGGCCCCUGGGAAUGUUCUAGAACAGAAGCAUGAUGUAACUCGUUGAGCCACAUUGAGGGUUCUCGGCACAGCCAUGGAUGUGAGCUGCAGGGAUUCAGCAAAGCCGGCCUGGAGGAAACACAAACAUUCCACUGUCUAUUGGACAGAGAGCUGACCAAUCCACCUUCCUGUUGAGGAGACUGGUGUGCCGAGGGACACUCCAAUAAUCCCAGCACAGUGACACAAAUACUCAGCAGAACGUUUUGUCCACCGGGGAUUAAUUUAGGGGCAUAAUAAAAUGGAAACAGGAAAAAAAGUCCCAACUAGAAUAGUGGAGGGGUAUUCUUUAGCCAAUAAAGCUGAGGCAUAUUCAUAAGGACAGUGUA
Messenger RNA from Hemiscyllium ocellatum (epaulette shark), 1945 nucleotides. RefSeq lists its product as uncharacterized. Gene Ontology annotation, biological process: positive regulation of GTPase activity. Gene Ontology annotation, molecular function: phosphatidylinositol bisphosphate binding; GTPase activator activity. The coding region runs from base 265 to 1401 and encodes 378 amino acids. Gene Ontology annotation, cellular component: intracellular membrane-bounded organelle; plasma membrane. The transcript has 11 exons. The record is from RefSeq and is a predicted model, not a curated record. Lineage: Eukaryota; Metazoa; Chordata; Chondrichthyes; Orectolobiformes; Hemiscylliidae.